GAAGUGGAAAUUGAACUAGUUUACUUUCACUUUAGUUGGAUGAAACUCCAUAGCUCUAGAUUGUAGAUAACCUGCAAUCUCCCCUAACACCUUUUCCACCUCUCUUUCUUUCAAUCCCACCUAAAAGACAAACACCACCCUUCUUCUUCACACACUCUCUCCAUUUCCCAACCAUGUAAUUCCACCCCCACUUCAACAAUGCAAGACACCCUCAAUUUCCCCACCACCACUUCCGCCGCCACCUCCACCACCGGGAAACUCCUCCAACCCAUCUUCCUCCCCAAAACCCCUUCUUUCCUCCGCCGGAAAACCACCAUUUUCCCCACCUUUUCCUCCAAAACCACCACAAUCCACCCUCUUAAACCACCCAAAAUCCAACCUUUACCUUCCUCAACCCCAAACUCCCACCCCAAAACCACCCUCCCCACUUCCUCCGACCCUGAAUUCGAAGAAAAAACCCUCUUCCUCGACUCCAUAGGACUAGACUCUCUCUCUCUCCUCCCUCCUUCCGCCAUUGCCGCCGCUUCUUCUCUCUCCGACCUCAAAACCCUCUUCGAUUACCUCACUUCUCUCGGCUUCUCUCCGCCGCAUCUCCGCCGUAUCACCACCAUGUGUCCUGAGAUCCUCUCCCUUCGCCUCCACAACACAGCCCCUGUUUUCGCCUUCCUUCUCCGAGAAGUCAAGGUGCCAGUUCAUCACCUCCCCCGUGUAAUCUGCCGUCGUCCCCGCCUUCUCGUCUCCGAUGUAGAAACCCGGCUCCGACCCACCUUGUAUUUUCUCCAGAGCAUUGGGAUUCAUGAGGUAUAUAAGCAUACUGAUCUUCUUUCAGCUUCUGUUGAGGAUAAAUAUUUGCCUAAAAUUGAGUAUUUUGAGAAAGUGGGUUUUGCAUAUCAUGAUUCUGUGUCUUUGUUUAGGAGAUUUCCUGCAUUGUUUUGUUACAGUGUUAAGGAUAAUUUCGAGCCUAAAUAUAAUUACUUUGUGGUUGAAAUGGGGAGGGAUUUGAAGGAAUUGAAGGAGUUUCCUCAAUACUUUUCGUUUAGUUUAGAGAAGAGGAUUAAGCCUAGGCAUCAGUGUUGUGUAGAAAGGGGUGUUUGUUUUCCUCUUCCUUUGAUGUUGAAGAUGAAGGAUGAGGAUUUUCGAAAGCGAUUGGAUGUUUGUUGUAAUUCUUCUAUGCCUAAGAGCAAUUCCCCUUUGUGGGGUUUGCAAAAAACCAAAUGACUUGUGAAUUUAUUGUUGUUAAUACAAUGUAGAUUGCUCAUUGUUUUAACUACUGUAACAUACAUGAUCAAGUGAAUAUAUCAAGGUUUAUAGAUGAAUACAUGAUGUUCUUUCCAGCUCUAUGUUG
Molecule: messenger RNA, 1345 nt
Organism: Chenopodium quinoa (quinoa)
Lineage: Eukaryota; Viridiplantae; Streptophyta; Magnoliopsida; Caryophyllales; Amaranthaceae
Product: transcription termination factor MTEF1, chloroplastic-like
Exons: 1
Coding region: 199-1218 (339 amino acids)
Biological process (GO): regulation of DNA-templated transcription
Molecular function (GO): double-stranded DNA binding
Source: RefSeq, a predicted model, not a curated record